Molecule: messenger RNA, 4851 nt
Organism: Stegostoma tigrinum
Lineage: Eukaryota; Metazoa; Chordata; Chondrichthyes; Orectolobiformes; Stegostomatidae
Exons: 2
Coding region: 373-1863 (496 amino acids)
Source: RefSeq, a predicted model, not a curated record
CAGACUAAAUGACAAAUACCAAAUGGAGAGGACGUUACACAGAAUCCGAGAAUCCCGAUAGUGCGAAACAGGCGCUUCGGCACAACAAGCCAAAGUGGCGCUCAGAGCAUCCCACACAGGCCCACCCCGCUGGAAACCACCGAUACUACACAUUCCUGAACACUAGGGGUAGUUCAGUGUGACCAAUCCACACAGCUUCUAUUUCUUCGGAGUGUGGGAAGAAACCGGGCACCUGGAGGAAAACAACACAGGCACAGGGGGAAAGGGAAAAUUCCCACUCAGACCGUCGCCUGGGGCGAAAUCGAAUCUGGGUCCUGGCGCUGCGAGGCAUCACUGCGCCAGUUCAACGUGUGUCACAUUUCCAGAAAGGCAAUGUCAGCAAUGUCCGACAAGCAAUCCCAGCUCCCAGAUGAAGGGCAAAUUUCUAACUACUUUCAACUGAUGGUGCAGUCGGAGGUUAAUGUGGAGAAAUUUUUGUUACCAACAAUUGCAUGUGUCACUAAUUUAAGUGACCUAGUGCGACAGGUUAGAAAGAUAAAUGAUGUUAAACUGAAGCCAAGCAAUACAGACAAGAAAUCCUUGUUUCCAAAUCCAGAGUCGUUCAAGAGUUGCCUGAUGAAGCUUUGCAAUGAAACCGUAAACUCACUUGAUGAGACCAGCAAUAACUUGCUUAAAAUCCGGAAUAGUUGUAAAGGUAUUACUAACCACCUGGAGAACUUCCUAAAAGCACAAGCAUCAAAUCAACCCUCUGACAAGCAGCUGAACAGCAUUCAGACUUGUGCAAUUCGAUGCAAGGAGAAAGCAGAUUCAGUGGAACAGAAGCUCUUCAGUCUGAGUGGUCUUUACUGUGAGCUCCUGGAGAGGUGUGCAGAUUCCCAGAUUGCCAGUCAGGAUAAACUGGAAGAAAUAAGGGAAUUCCUGGGAAAAGCCAGUGAAAGGAAUAUGGCAAUAAAGAAGGCAAAGAGUGAGUUAGACAAUGAAUGGAGUCAAGUCUCCCAAGGACGUGAGGAAGUCCUCAAUAAAUAUGCGGAUGUGAGCUCCAGUGCUCACGUUGAUGAGUUUUGUGUGGAAGGUCUGAAGAAAAUGAAGGAGAUGCUCCCUGAAAUUGUGGAUUUUUUCAGUAAAGUGACCAAUCCAGUACAGCUGGCAGUGGAGCUGGGGAAAGGGUUAGUGUUUCUCACAAAACUGAUAGCUGAUCUCUCCGGCAAAGGAUCUUCAGAAUCAAACUUGGAAAUCAGUAAGUUCCUCAGCAUGGUUCGAGAACAGGCAGACCAGAAGAUCAAAGAAGUAAAAUGCGAGCUGGAGAAGUCACAAAGUAAGUAUAAAGAUUGUUAUGAAAAUAUGAAACGUUUGGAUGCAGAGAGUGAACAACUAUCAAGAGCGAUACAGGGCACUCAGUCCCAGGAGGAGGCCGUCAAGACCAACCUACAGCUGAUGGUUGAAGGCCUGGAGGUACUUGGGAACAUCCAAUCCAACUGGUCAGAUAUGAUCAAAUUCAUUCAAUGCGUCCCCAAGCUAACUGAAAGUUUCCUGAAGACAUUUGCCCAGUUUGGUAGUAACGCUGAAGGAAUCCCAGAGUGUGCUCCAGAGAUUUUAGCCAGCAAUCAGAUCCAAGUGUCCCAGGCAGUCAGCAUCAUGAACAUCAUUGAGAAAGUGUCUGAAACCUAUGUGCAGAUUUAUGAGGAUUACCUUCAAACUCCGCUGCGUGACCUGAGCUCAUUGCUGGGUGGACAGGGCUCAGACAGCAAGUUUAAUGAUAUUCAGAGAAAAUGUGAAACAGCAAAAGAGAAAAUACGUGAUCGGGUCACUCAGAAACAAGAAGCAUUUACCAAGAAUGGGACUGAAGCUAUUAAAAAACUCUGAUUUGCUGAAAUAAGAAAAUCAAUUUCAGAAAUAGGAGCCAGAGUCAGUCAGUCAGUCAGUCAGUCAAUCAUCCUUCUCAAUCCCAGAUCCUGCUCCGCCACUCAAUGUGCUGAUCUUCUGCCUCUGUUCAUUGACCUGUCUGUUCCAAUAUCAUGACCAACAGUCACACUGAGGAGACACUUUAUCUGCGUUUGUGAUGCAUUCUGCAAAGACGGAGACCAGACUGCAGACAGUACUCCAGGUGUGGGCGUCACGAAGGCUGUCUAUAAUUGGAGCAAGACAUCUGUACUCAUGUACUGUAACCCCAUUACAAUAAGGACCACUAUGCCUGUGCCUUCCUCAUUCAUCACUGCCUCCCUGAUGGCAUUACAUUUCCUAUAAGAACACACCCAGAUCCUUUUCAAUAUGAACAUUUACAACAUUCACACAUUUUAAACAAAUUAGCCUGCUUCACUGUUUUCAAAGCUCCUUCAUAUGUCACAUCCUUGCCUAUUCAGUAAUUUGUACAUAUCUGCUUGUAGCCUCUCUGCCUUCAUUACAUACAAUCCCUCCUUGUUUAAUAAGUACUAAUUUUGCAUUUGUUUUUCCAAAAGAAUUUGCAUUGAUUUUGUGCCUUUCAAAACUACAAAUCUUCCCAAAAUACAUUACAGACAAUUAGGGUGUAUGUAUGGAGCUUUCAGGCCAGGGGAAUUUCAAAGAAUGGGAGGUGAUGUCCUUGGAAUGUUUCCAGGCCUGAGGGUGGGGGAUCUUGACAGGGUAAAUGCUGGAAAGAUGUUUCCUGUCCUGAAGGAGUCUAGAACUGGUUAACAAGAAGGGGCUCUGAUUUGGGACAGAGGUGAGGAGGAAUUUCUUCUCUGAUGGAUUUUUGGAAUUCUUCACUCCUGAGAGCAGUGCAUUUGUGGGUUCAAGGCUGAGUUAAAACAGAUUUUGGAUCAAGAAACAAAACAAAUGGCAAGGGAGAGAGACAGGACACAGAAGACAAAUCCAAAAUCAGAUCAAACAUGAUCUUAGGAAAUCAUCAAGUAAGCUCAAAGGACCAAGCGGUCUACUGGGACUCCUAUUUCUUAAGAUGUGAAUUCAGAAGCAAAUUAAAAUGCUGGGAAUUUAAAACCUACCUAAAUGGGCAGACUUUCUAACCAUCUCAUUAAAAGUUGGUAUCUUCACCACUGUGGCGUUUCCUCAGUGCUAAUCCUCUGUCAGUGCAGUACAUCCUCUUUGUCAUCAUUUAUCUGUAUUACAAACAACAGAAGUCCCAGCACUGAUCCCUUUGGAAUAACACAGGUCACAGACCUCCAGUCAGAAAAACAUCCCUCCACAGAUAUCCUCUGUCUUCUAUGGCCAAGCUAGUUUUGUAUUCAACUUACCAGCUCACUGUGGAUCCCCUGUGACUUAAUCUCCUUGAUCAUUCUCCCAUGAGGAGGAUACCUGGAUGGUUCAUUUUAAAGAAGUCAAUAAAAGGGAAGAGGAACUUUUUUUUAGUAUGGCAUUUCUUGGAAAUCACAUGGUUCCAGACAAUUGUUGGUGCUGGUUACUCUGAAUUGCCUUCAGCGAAGACAUCUGUUUCUUUUUUAAUGGGGCUUUAUGCCUGUUCUAUUUAAAUAGUGUUCUGCUGUCUUGGAUUUUCAGUUGGGGAAAGUGCUGGAAGAAAGGAGCUGCUCAGCUUGAGCCUUCUGUAUCAGCAGCAGCGUUCUGGUGGAUCCCAUGCGACACCUGAUUACCCACUGAGCCUGCACAGGAAACAGAAUGAAGGAUUUUUACCAAUGACCUUUCAGGAGGCAAAGGUCCCUGAGGCAUAGGCUCAGCUUGGAGACUACGUGUGCCAGGACCCCACAUCAGCUCCCACUCUGUGCUGCCUACAAGACUGCGUACUCAGCCCCUUACUGUACUCAUUAUAUCCCUUAAAACUGUGUGGCCAAAUUCGCCUUGAACUCCAUUUGCAAGUUUGCUGAUGACACCAUCAUAGUGGGUCGGAUUUCAAACAAUGACGAGACAGAAUAUGGGAAAGAGAUUGAGUAUUCAGUGGCAAGGUGUAAAGAUAACAAUCUCUCCCUCAAUAUCAGCAAAACAAAGUAGCCGGUCAGCAACUUCAGGAAACAGAGUGGACGAGACAGCCCUGUCUGUAGCAAUAGUGCUGUGGAGUAGGAGGUCAAAAGCUUCAAGUUCCUAGGGGUAACAAUCACUGAUGAUCUGUCUUUGUCCAUCCACGUCAAUGCUCUAGUCAUGAAAACACACCAACACCUCUACUUCAUCAGGAGGCUAAGGAAAUCCAGCAUUUCAGUAAGGACUCUUACCAAUUUGUAUAGAUGCACUAUAGAAAACAUUCUGUCCAGAUGCAUACAGCAUGGCUUGGCACCUGCUCUGCUCAGAACUGUUAAGAAAUUACAGAGAGUCAUGAAUACAGCCCAGUCCAUCAUGGAAACCAGCCUUCCUUCCAUUGCCUCUGUCUAUACUUGCCACUGGUUCAGGAAAGCAGCCAACAUCAUCAAAGACCCCACCACCACCCUGGUUAUACUGUCUUCCCCAUCCUCGUCCAACGGGCAGCGGAUACAAAAGUUUGAAAACACAUACUAACAGAUUUAAGAACAUCUUCUUCCCUGCUGUUAUCAGCCUUAUGAAUGGACAGCUCAUAUAUUAGAGUUGAUCUUUCUCUGUAGCUGUAACACUAUAUUCUGCAUCCUGUUACCCUGAUGUACUUAUGUAAAGUAUGAUUUGUCUGGAUGGCACGUAAUACAAUGCUAAUCACUGGAUCUCUUGUACAUGUGACGAUGAAUCAAAUUUAAAAAAAACCCUGAACAUCUCAAACUUUUUUUGCCUUUGAGAGCUAAAGUUUAUUGGUCAAAGUGUAUCUUCUCAAAAUGAAUCUUUCCUGUUAGAAAUUCAUUUUUGCCCCUUUUCAUGCUGUGAAUCGAUGUCUGUUUGUGUGGGUGCUCUUGAGUUUAUUUCAAGAAAGCAUUUGUAUAUUCAUCCAAUAAACUGUGUGUUAACCAA